AUGGUCUUUAUGGGUCCCUUUGCUGCAGUGUUCUCUAAGCUGCUUAUCACAAGCUUCUUUGCGAGCGGCACGAUCCUUAUCGCUAUACAUCUGACCAUGCACCAUCGACAACACCAACAACGCGGCCAAUACUAUCACCAUCAUUCUAACCUUAUCAAGCCUUUCAAAAACCAAAAACCAGAAAUGAGACCAUUGAUCAGAAAUCAAAAACCUUUCAACCUUAUCACUGCUAACCGAUACGCGCACUCAGUUGUGGGCACAACCAGUUAUAUCGCACCCGAAGUAUAUUCCCGUAAAUAUAACCACAAAUUAGACAUUUAUAGUCUCUUUUUGAUUGGCGUUCAAUUGUUUGCAUUCGAUUUGCAAUCCUCGCUAUCAUUUGAAGCCAAGGAUUCGCUGUUCAAGAUUUCAAUACGAUGUCUAUACCAGACAUUAGUGGCAAUGAUAUCGACACCCAAUUGGAGACAACGGCCUGAGUGUCGGCAAGUGUUGGCCACACAUAACGAGUGGUCUAUCGAUAAGAAUGUCUGUCAUUCAUUAUUCAUUAGAUCCAAUCGUAUCGUAAAACUGUGUGACUUUGGUUUGGCCACCGAUCAUAACACCGAUGGACGCACUGCCAGCCGAUACACGCACUCAGUAGUCGGCACUCUUGCAUAUAUGGCACCCGAAGUGCUUUCAUGCAGUGUUUAUAACCACUUAUCAGACAUUUAUAGUCUGUCUAUAAUUGGCCAGAAGUUGGUUGGUAUCGAUCUUAAUGCCUCUCAAACAUUUGAAGCCAAAGACUCAGUGAUUAAGAAACCUUUACUUUGUUUGUCUGAAAUACUGGAGAAAAUGAUGUCAACUCCGCGUUGGAGACAACGGCCUGAGUGUCGGCAAACCAGUACUAGACAUCGAGCCGUGUAUUUGAUGUCCAGCACCGAUCUGAGUUCGACGCCGGGCAAUAACGCCAACACCAACACCACGCUCAACAAUAUGAUCACCUUGUUCAUUUCGUUUGGCCAACUGUUUCACCUUAAUGUGUCGAUAUCACCGGUAGGGCUGACAAUAAUGGUGAUAGCGCUUAGUUCGCAGUUCAUUAUGGCCCGCCCGGUGCUGGACAUCAAAUACCCCGCUCUGUGUGUAGUACUGAUAGUUCUAUCAGAAAAAUAA
Messenger RNA from Medioppia subpectinata, 1149 nucleotides. The record is from the annotation of a GenBank genome assembly. Lineage: Eukaryota; Metazoa; Arthropoda; Arachnida; Sarcoptiformes; Oppiidae.